Equus quagga is the source of this 5658-nucleotide messenger RNA. RefSeq names its product Ral GEF with PH domain and SH3 binding motif 2 (gene RALGPS2). Gene Ontology annotation, biological process: positive regulation of GTPase activity; Ras protein signal transduction. Gene Ontology annotation, cellular component: plasma membrane. The record is from RefSeq and is a predicted model, not a curated record. Gene Ontology annotation, molecular function: guanyl-nucleotide exchange factor activity. The transcript has 21 exons. NCBI's taxonomy places the organism in Eukaryota, Metazoa, Chordata, Mammalia, Perissodactyla, Equidae. The coding region runs from base 405 to 2156 and encodes 583 amino acids.
GGCGCUCGGGGCCCGCGCGAGCGCGCUCGGUUGGUGCGCGAGGGCGGCUCCGCCCCGCCCGCCGGGCGCGCGCCUCCGCCAACCCCGCUCUCCUCCCCCACGGCCGGCGCGGACGGGGUGGAUCCGGCUCACUCCCCUCCCCCGAGCGGCGGCGGCGGCGGGCGCUGAAUGAGAGACGCCGACUGCUCGGGUCGCCGAGCGCUAGCCUAGGCGGCGGCGGCGGCGGCGAAGCGGGAGGCCGGCGUCGCCCCUCCAUCCUCCGAGGCCACUGCCGCGGCGGCACAGAUACUGUCUGUUGGACUCCUACUGUGGAAGGAAUAAUAAUGUAUUUGCGGCCUUGGACGUGAACCAAUCAGUCUUCUGUUGCUGAUAACCUAGCGUCAGAGACUGAUGUUGUGGGAAGCAUGGACCUAAUGAACGGGCAGGCAAGCAAUGUUAAUAUUGCUGCUACUGCGUCUGAGAAAAGUAGCAGUUCUGAAUCAUUAAGUGACAGAGGUUCUGAAUUGAAGAAAAGCUUUGAUGCUGUGGUAUUUGAUGUUCUUAAGGUUACACCGGAAGAAUAUGCGGGUCAGAUAACGCUAAUGGAUGUUCCAGUAUUUAAAGCCAUUCAACCGGAUGAGCUUUCAAGUUGUGGAUGGAAUAAAAAAGAAAAAUAUAGUUCUUCCCCAAAUGCAGUUGCCUUCACAAGAAGAUUUAAUCAUGUAAGCUUUUGGGUUGUUAGAGAGAUUCUUCAUGCUCAAACAUUAAAAAUUAGAGCAGAAGUUUUGAGCCACUAUAUUAAAACUGCUAAGAAACUGUAUGAGCUGAAUAACCUUCAUGCACUUAUGGCAGUGGUUUCUGGCUUACAGAGUGCCCCAAUUUUCAGGUUGACUAAAACAUGGGCGUUAUUAAGUCGAAAAGACAAAACUACCUUUGAAAAAUUAGAAUAUGUAAUGAGUAAAGAAGAUAACUACAAAAGACUCAGAGACUAUAUAAGUAGCUUAAAGAUGACACCUUGCAUUCCCUAUUUAGGUAUCUAUUUGUCAGAUUUAACAUACAUUGAUUCAGCAUACCCAUCAACUGGCAGCAUUCUAGAAAAUGAGCAAAGAUCAAAUUUGAUGAAUAACAUCCUUCGGAUAAUUUCUGAUUUACAGCAGUCCUGUGAAUAUGAUAUUCCCAUGUUGCCUCAUGUCCAAAAAUAUCUGAACUCCGUUCAAUAUAUAGAAGAACUACAAAAGUUUGUAGAAGAUGAUAAUUACAAGCUUUCCUUAAAGAUAGAACCAGGGACGAGCACACCACGCUCGGCCGCCUCCAGGGAGGAUCUAGCAGGUCCUGAAGUAGGAGCAUCUCCGCAAAGUGGAAGAAAAAGUUUGGCAGCUGAAGGAGCUUUACUACCACAGACACCGCCGUCCCCUCGGAACCUGAUUCCACAUGGACAUAGGAAGUGCCAUAGCUUGGGUUAUAAUUUCAUUCAUAAAAUGAACACAGCAGAGUUUAAGAGUGCAACGUUCCCAAACGCAGGACCAAGACAUCUAUUAGAUGAUAGCGUCAUGGAGCCCCAUGCACCAUCUCGAGGCCAAGCCGAAAGUUCUACUCUUUCUAGUGGAAUAUCAAUAGGUAGCAGUGAUGGUUCUGAACUAAGUGAAGAGACCUCGUGGCCUGCUUUUGAAAGGAACAGAUUAUACCAUUCUCUCGGCCCGGUGACACGAAUGGCACGAAAUGGCUAUCGAAGCCACAUGAAGGCCAGCAGUUCUGCAGAAUCAGAAGAUUUGGCAGUACAUUUAUAUCCAGGAGCUGUUACCAUUCAGGGUGUUCUCAGGAGAAAAACUUUGUUAAAAGAAGGCAAAAAGCCUACAGUAGCAUCUUGGACAAAAUAUUGGGCAGCUUUGUGUGGCACACAACUUUUUUACUAUGCUGCCAAAUCUCUAAAGGCCACAGAAAGGAAACAUUUCAAAUCAACAUCAAAUAAGAACGUCUCUGUGGUAGGAUGGAUGGUGAUGAUGGCUGAUGACCCAGAACAUCCAGAUCUCUUCUUGCUGACUGACUCUGAGAAAGGAAAUUCAUACAAGUUUCAAGCUGGCAGUAGGAUGAAUGCAAUGCUGUGGUUUAAGCACUUGAGUGCAGCCUGCCAAAGUAACAGACAGCAGGUUCCUACAAACUUGAUGACUUUUGAGUAAGAGCCUAAGAAAGAAGAGGUGAACGGUUGCUCCUCCGUGAGAGUGAGGACUGAUGUGAACCACCCUGUGCCAGGAAGAGCCCGGGGCGGCGCAGCCUUUGGAGUUCUGAACCAAAAAGCACUAAUUUCAGGGAAUGAAGUGAAAGAUUCCCAGAGAACAAAUUGGAGUUGCAAACAAACUGCCAUGGACCCAUGCUUCUUAUCUCUGAACUGACCUGUGGAAACCACUGCCUUAAAAGAGUGAAAGGAAAACCAACACGAAACACCAAAUAGUGUGUGUGAAUCUUCUGGCGGUGCUGUGCUUGGAGUAGACCGUAGCUCAUUUGCAUUUCUUUUAACUUUGUACUGAUUUUGGAGGGGGGAAUCGCCUUUUUUAGAUACACUUUAAAAAGGAAAAACAUAUUUCUUAUGGGUUCCCUCAGGAGCUGGUUUGAACUGAGGCGUAAAGAUGCUCUAACCUAGUGGGAUUCUACCAGCAGCCCCUGGAAGGCUUGUUCAGCCUCCAGUAGUCGCAGCCUCGCUCGCUUCUCCCAGCGCGAGUGUAGGAAUUAGACGUGUUUGUAAUGUGAGUUGUUGGGGUUUGUUUGGGAUUGGGGAGGGGGGUGCGGUUGUUUUGUUUUGGGCAAGGGGAGAUUUUUUUAAACACUAAACUUCUGAAAUUUAGUACUGUAUGGGGAACAUUAUUUCCUGCAGGAGGUAUAAAGGCUGAGUGUUCGUAUGCCAGACGCUUUUUUCAAGUGGGCUUCAGGAAGCAUGGCCGCUGUUGACCAGGUUUGAGGUUGAGCCUCUAUGUGAGUUCAUUGUUGGAGCACAGAGCUGCGUGGUAGGAACUGCAAUCCCGACCUAAACUUUCCUGAGCUUUUACAAUAAGUACAUUUUUCACGUCAAUAGAUUAUCCCUUCUGCUGGUCACAGGUGAUUUUUAUCAUCAAUGUGAUGUAUUAAAAUUUUUUCAGGAUAUUUUCUUUUACAGUGUUUAACGUGCACAUUGCCAGUUAUUUUUUAUUAUUAUUCAUAUUCAUUUUUUUGUUCAAUAUGAGAUUCCAGAUCACAUUUGUUAGAGAUUCCACGUGUAUAUGUAUGUAUGUAUUUUAUUGUAAAGAAUACAGUAUAAUUUUAAAAGGGAAAAAGGUGAAAGAUUGAGAUUCUGGGAAUUUUAGGUAUCAAAACUUUCCUUCUUACACAACUUUCCUUUAUUACAAAACAUCUUUCUGAAAACUUACUGUAGGUCUCUACCACAAAACCAUGUUUUGUCAGUAGUUGACCAAGCAGUUUUGUGAGAGCUCUUCUAUGCAGUAACAGAUAUAACUUCCAAAAUAAAUGUUGAAUUACGAAAAGAAAAAAGUGUUUGAAAGUGAGAUGCCUUAGAAUUUUAGCAAAAAAUGGCACUUGGACAAAGGCUACGUGUUAGGUGUUGUAAACUCAUGAGGCAUCGUAAUUUUAGCAGUGGCCCAGAGUAAGAUGCUUUUUGACUGAUGUCUUCUAAUUCUGUUACUUUAGGCCUCACACAAAAUUUCUCAUAUUUGUAUUCUUAGAGAAUUUUAUACCUUUUUUUCAUCAUAGGUAUUUCACUCUUAAAUCUGUGAAACUUAAAAAGAAAAUAUUACCCACAGAAUAAUUAGCUAAAAAUCUAUCCAAGGGAAAAUAAAAGAGCUUUUUCUGAGUACUAAGUUUGUAAAUUUAGUUUUCUGUUUGGAAAGGAUAUUAAGAGUUCAGAUAUUUCUCUCAUAUAGUAUAGUUAAAAAUACCAUUAUUUCUGGGUUUAUGAAAAGUGACAUGGGCUGGAGAAGGCAAAAUGUUGCCUGUACUGGAUGAUUUUUCAGUUUAUGACCUCCCAAGCUUAACCCACGUUGGGUACAUAGAAAGACACCAUCUGCAUAGCCAGCAGUAUUACUAUGUAGACCUUGCACAUCUUACUUUUAUUUUGCUUUGUUUAAAAAAUUCCUUAAUUUGUUUAUUUCUCUUCAGAAAUAUAUGUGCUUUUUAAAAAAAUAUUGUGGUUGAGAACCCUGUGGAAUUUUUGCUGUUGUUAUUUUGUUUGUCAUAAAUAAGCUAAAAUAGAUAUGUUGCAGGUUAACCAUAUCUGUGGAGAUAUGCAACUGAAAGUCAGAGCCUGACAUGACACAGUUUUGCCAAAGAGAGAGCUAAACUGGAAGAUGUGUUUGAUAUCUUCAGCUGUAAAUGUUAAUGGGUGUUUGCACAGAGUGAGAAAUAGUGUUCAGAUUUGGUUAAUAGUUCAUAUGUAUAAUUGUGGCCUCUGACUGAAUGAAACUCUUAACGUCACUGUGCAGUAGACGUCGCCCUUGUUUUUCUGUCUUCAAAUUCGUCCAUUCAAAAUCUUAGUCAUUGCUUUUUAAGAUUAUUUUAGCAUUUGAGGCAAAUGGAAACCAGUGAGAACUAACAUAGUAUAGGUGAGCUUUUUAUCUCUAAUUCACCAAAUUAUAUCUAAUAAUAAUUCAAGCAAAGAAAAUAUGUCACCAAAAUAUAUUAAAUAUUUGGGUAGUUUAUUAGGUAGUGUGAAGAUGAAGUUUUUGUCCUCCUGUUAGGUCUACCCUUAAUAAAUUAGUAAAUUAAUGACUUGAAAUCUGGACAUUUCCAUCAAUAUUAAACUCAUUUGUUUCUCUCAUAGCCAAGAAGAACUAGUUAGAAAUUCCAAUAUAAUUUAAAUUUAAGCUAGUUUGUGAUAGGAUAAGCAUAAUGAUUGGCAUAUGAUACAGCCUGGUAUAGUAGUGUAUAAUACUAACCAAAACACCAUUUGAGGCGCAUCUCAUUUUUAACAGUUACGUUGAACAUGGAAGCUUAUUUUUCACAUGGGGGUAGCAUGACAGCUUUUGAAAUAGAACUAUGAAAGUAACUGCGUAACGACCUUCCAGAGUACUGUUUUUGGCUUCGUGCCCCUUCUGUGUUUGGGCGCUGCUUAUUUUCAGAGGUAUUAUUUUUACUGUAACCUCCAAACUGUAGGAAUUGAAAGAACUGAUCAAACACACCUUCCUAAUCUCUUUUCUUCACUAUGUAAAUAUUAUUUGUGUAAACAUUACAAAAAGGGAUCCAGACAAUUUGAGUAUUUUUUUUUCUCCCUAGGCAUGUGCUUCAAUGACAAAUUUGUUUUCCGUGUGGAAAACGCCAUAUGACUAUUGCACUACCUUCUGUAUGACUGUUUCGGUAUUGGAUCUUUCUGUGUGUCAAGAGUUGGGGUGUCCAUAGCUGCAAAGUUUUUGUAAGUGGCUUUAUUCCUCCUCUAGAAGAUUUAUAAAGGAGCCCAAAGAGCACUAUUGUUGCAGAAGGAAAAAUGUUUACAGUGUCUAGUGUAUACACUCCACACGUUAGUUGAAAGCGGGGCCCUUUAAGAGCAGCCUCGCCUUUCGGUCUCUUGGGAUUCCUAGAAUUUACCUGGCCAAAUGACUUGAGCAGAAGUCUUUUUUUUUUUUUUUUUUAGGUUAGAUCUGUAAGCUAUAUGCCUUUACUACUGAAAACAAAGCUAUAGGACAUUGUAUUGAUUGGAAA